Molecule: messenger RNA, 1187 nt
Organism: Chaetomium strumarium
Lineage: Eukaryota; Fungi; Ascomycota; Sordariomycetes; Sordariales; Chaetomiaceae
Product: ribosomal protein L10e/L16
Exons: 2
Coding region: 53-838 (261 amino acids)
Biological process (GO): mitochondrial translation
Cellular component (GO): ribosome; mitochondrial large ribosomal subunit
Molecular function (GO): rRNA binding; structural constituent of ribosome
Source: RefSeq, a predicted model, not a curated record
CCACAACUCGUCGAGACCCAUCAAGACCGCCCAGCCAGCCAAUUCGACCGCCAUGAGGCCAACCGCUUCAUCGGCGCUCCUCGGUGCCUUCCAGGCACUCAGGAUAUCGCCCGCAACACCCGUCCGAGCUUCCCUCCCUUCGACUGCCGCUUCCCGUUGUUCGCCGCCGACCACAUCCGCCAGUGCAUCCCAACAUGUCAGGUUAUUCUCGGUGACGGCGGUCCGGGCGGGAACAUGGCUGGAGCCGGACCUCCCGCGCAAGAAGAAGAUGAUGAAGGGGCGGCCCAGAGUGCCUACGGGGGGUUCAACCAAGGGUACGACGGUCGUCUGGGGCGAUUAUGGUCUGCGCAUGUGCGACCACCACCGCCGAGUCAGCGCUGCCCAGCUCAAGCUCGCCGAGGACACCAUUAAGCAGCGCCUCCGUGGCGAGAAGUACCGGCUGUAUAAGAGGGUUGCUUGCAACGUUGGUGUGUUCGUCAGCGGCAACGAGAUGAGAAUGGGUAAAGGCAAGGGCUCUUUCGAUCAUUGGGCAGCCAGGAUUGCUGUCAACCAGAUCGUUUUCGAGAUUAGGGGGUUGCUGCACGAGCAAGUCAUCCGGGAUGCCUUCCGGCUUGCGGGCAACAAGCUGCCAGGUACUGCCUCUCUUGCUGCAGUAGUUGGCCAAGAUGCUGACUGGUACAUAGGACAAUGGGAAUUCGUGAGAAAGGGCGAUCCGCCUGUUGUGGGAAUCACGAAGCUGGACGGAAUCACAUUGGAGGACCUAAAGAAGCCGUGGAAGAAGCUCCCAGCACCAGAAGCCCCUGCCUCGACGCCGUCUAGCUCAGCGCCUCCUUCAUAGGGAGCAGUGCUGAUGUUGACACCUUCAUUGUCUAAUAUGUAGACUAACAUACUAUCGAUCGGCUGGAAGGUGAGCUCUCCCGUGUCUUGUUAUGGCGCUGUCUAUAAAGCUAUGGCGAGAGAGUCGGGUGAGCUUGGUCUCAACCAAGCCAUCGUCCGGCAGUUCAGAUGUCGAAUCGGGCAGCAUACGAUGGGUGGCCUGUCUGGUCUGAGGACGUAUUGAUGCAUUCUCCGCAUUCUAUUGUGAACCACGAGGAAUAAGAGAAGAAAAUGGAACGAGAACAAGAAGGAAAACAAAAUGCCAUAAACAACAGAAAUAAGCCUUGAUAUGAGAGCACAUGAGACCCCUG